UUUAGUGAAACUGUUUCGGAAGAGUUGUGGACUGCGUGUUCGUGUAUUUUCGAUUUAUUAAUUUAAUUAUACAAUUUCGUUUUUAUGAAAGUUUGAAACAUUGAACCUGGUAUAUUUUUAAAUCUAUUUCCUACAAUAUGGAUGGCAAAAACGAAGAAAAGAAGCAAAUUCGUGUGUGGUGUGAUGGAUGCUAUGACAUGGUCCAUUUUGGACAUGCAAACUCACUCAGGCAAGCUAAAGCAUUAGGAGAUGUAUUGAUAGUAGGAGUCCACACUGAUGAAGAGAUUGCGAAGCACAAAGGCCCACCAGUGUUCACACAAGAAGAACGAUACAAAAUGGUCAAAGCAAUCAAAUGGGUUGACCAGGUCGUAGAAGGAGCACCCUAUGUCACUACUUUAGAAACAUUAGACAAAUAUCAGUGUGAUUUCUGUGUACAUGGAGAUGAUAUCACAGUCACAGCUGAUGGAAUUGACACAUAUCAUUUGGUUAAGAAAGCUGGAAGAUACAGAGAGGUGCUAAGGACAGCAGGCGUUUCUACGACAGACUUGGUUGGUCGAAUGCUGCUUCUCACAAGAGAACAUUUCAAGAGAGGUGACAAAGAAUACUCAGUGGCGCUUGAACACUCCAACAACCUUGGGACAGACUCGACGGCGCGGUCGCCCUAUACGGGAUGCUCUCAGUUCCUGCCCACAACACAGAAGAUCAUUCAGUUCAGCAGCGGCUUGUCGCCGAAACCUACAGAUAAGGUGGUGUACGUAGCGGGCGCGUUCGAUCUAUUCCACGUGGGACACUUGGAUUUCCUGGAGCAGGCGCACAAGCAGGGAGACUUCCUGAUCGUGGGGCUCCACACCGAUCUCGAAGUCAACCGGUACAAGGGCUCCAACUACCCAAUUAUGAACCUCCAUGAACGGGUGCUGUCGGUGCUGGCUUGCAAGUACGUGCACGAGGUGGUGAUCGGAGCGCCCUACGACGUGACGGUAGAGCUGAUGGACCAUUUCCGCGUGAAGCUGGUCUGCCACGGGCUCACCGCCAUCGCGCCCGGUGCAAGCGGCGUCGACCCAUACAAGGUGCCAAAGCAACGGGGGUGCUUUAAGAUCUUAAACUCUGGCAACACCAUGACCACAGAUGACAUAGUUCAACGAAUAAUCCGCCACAGACUUGAAUUUGAACUUCGGAACUCCCGCAAAGAACAAAAAGAGGUAAACAUUAUGAAAACCAUACAGAAAGACCACGUCAAGCAAAACGGUACCUUAAACGGCGAACACAAAAAUAAUGCGACGGAAGUUCAUAACUAGUGUAACCAAAAAUAUGUGUGUAAUAAUGUAUAGAUUCAAUGUGCUAUCUAGACAUUUAAUAUUAAUGUAUUUAUUGAAUUAAAUUUAUUUGUGUUGUUGCAAAACACAACGUUGUUAAUUCUGAGGACUUAAAAUAGCAGAUGGACAGUUUCAAUAAGUAUUUGGCCCCUCAGAACUAACACCGUUGCUUUUAGAAUUAAUUGAAAUGAAAUCGAAAUAUUAUACAACUAUGUAAUUUGAUUUUUAGUUGGAUUCUUCAGUAGGUCUUUUACUCUAGAAUGGAUCACACUUGCCAUUUUAAUACUUCGACAUGCGUGUAAGCAGACUAAAUAGGAAAUUAAUUGUCUGGAGCUACCGGCGGCUCGCACGUUCUUCAAAAUAUAUUUACUCGAGUGAUUUUUAAGUAAAUCUGUACAAAAGAUUGACUCGUCCUUGAAAUCGAUAGAUUUAAAGGGCGAUUUAAAUCCUUUGAACAAAAUAUUUAAAGAUCCCUGCUAAGAUUUAUUCCACGCAUCUCAACAAUGUAUUUAUCGCUUUUUAAUUAAUCGUGUGAACGAAAGGCCUACCUCCUCCACUGUAAUGCUUAAUUAUCUACUUUUUGGGACACAUAAGAUAGAAUACUCAUGGCUAUCGUUUCUUAAACGAAAUAUUUUAUGCGUAAAACGAAACGUCAAUAUGACAAUUUUAAGCCUUGCGCAUACUAGAUAAAUACAGGAUUUAUUCAAAGUGGAGGGUACGGCUUUUCGUAGUAUCGUAUAUCUCAGUUGUCAUUUUGCCUAAUUGCAAUUUCCAUGCAACAUCUAGUCAAAAUAUUUUGUGUGUAGGUUUGAAAUCUGUUACAAGAUGGAAUGAGUACUGAUUGUUUGAUUGUAAAUAAUAUGUUGAAAGAGAAACUUCUGUAACUUCUGAGUUAAAUGAAAUAUACACUCUUACCUAGUUUCAUGGAUGUAUUUACUAUGUUAUGUUUUUAACUCUAAAAUAUUUCGUGUUAAAAUAAACGCGUGCGGAGCCGCGGGCAUAGGCUAGAUCAGCAACAAAAAAUAUUAUGUACAUAUUUAUAUAUUUUCAAACUUGAGAUAGUAAAAAAAAAUACAAUUAUAGAAUCGCUGUAAUCUCUUAAAAUCAUAGUUUUCUUCAUGUAAAAGAGAUGUUUCAUUUUCGGUCUGAUCGUUUCGGGCCUAAAGGCCCGAUUACAACUAUACUCAUUUAAAGUAAAGAAAUAUCUCAUUAGCGUACUGUAAAAGAUUUCUCCUUCUCAAGAUAAUGUAGAAAUGGCUAGAGCAUCAUACAAAAAUGAAAUAUCUCCUUUAUUCUAUAAGAUGACAAAUUGAAAUUAGAAAAUUCUCAUAAUAUUAAGUAGUAAUAAUGUACCAUCAAAUUUUAUUAAUUAACAUUUUCCGUGCCCGCCCGCCUAUUAAUUAUUAUUUUAGAAUGUUAAAUUUUGUUUAAUUUAGUAUGUGUUUAUCCACCACGUAAUUGAAACGAGCAAAUGUGCUGGGUAUAAACUUGUUUGGAAAAGUAUUGGAAAUAUGGGCUCGAUUCGAAAUUGAGAGAUUUUAUGAUAACUUUUGGUAAAUGGAAAAGGUAGGGUCACUGAAUAUAAUUAUGGAUAUAGAUCUAAAUGACUGUAAUUUUGAGCCCUAUUCCAUAAUGAUUGCAUGUCGUUUUAGAUGUAACUUACCAAACCAAAAGCGGCUGUUUAUGUAUGAUAUAAACUGAAGAUUCACAUCAGUACGUGGCUUCAAUCAGCGUAAUACUUUUAGCUGAUAAGCACCGUGCAAUGCAUUUACAGUGAUUUAGUUUAAUACAGGCCCAAAGGAAUAUUUUUAAUUGUCUCGGCCAGUAUAAUCAUAGAAUUUAUUUAUAGAAAAUAUGCCUUUGUUUUGUAGUAUAAUGUUAUUAAAUAUUGUUAUGUCGCUAGAUUUUAUUUUUAUUACACUAAUGCAUAAAAAUAUGUAAGUAUUGAAUGCCUAAUUUGCAACUACCUAACUCGCAUAGUAUCAAAUCAAAUCAAUUCAAUACUGCAUACUAUUAUCAUGAAAAAUAAAUAGUUAGCUAUGUAAUAUAUUUUGUAUACACAUGUCGUAAUAGGCCGACAGUCACAAAUUUUCCAAUUCAAAUGUAUUUAAAAAGUUUUAAUGUUAUUCAUGUUACAGACAACGCACAUAUGAGUAGGUUCCAGCAGUAGUGGAAUAGUAUGGGAGGAGUGUGUGUUUGUUUUUUAUGUCAAAUGCUGCGAGAUUUAGGGCCAGCUCUCUAAUACGUCACGUGUCACUCUUGCACUGCUCCACUACUGUAGGAACCUACAACUACUACUGUAGAACCGGGACAAACUUGACCUUCACUGGUUGAGUUUUUAUUGGCAGUCAAGCUGUAGAUCCUGGCUACACAGGAGUUCCAGUGGUGGGAACGAGAGGUGGGAAUAGUCCUGUUGUAGGAACCUACUCAGUUAUGCGUUAUGCCUUUAUCAUGGGAUUUCAAUGAUUCGCCUUUGCAGAAGUAGCGUGUUAUCUA
Molecule: messenger RNA, 3809 nt
Organism: Ostrinia furnacalis (Asian corn borer)
Lineage: Eukaryota; Metazoa; Arthropoda; Insecta; Lepidoptera; Crambidae
Gene: Pect
Product: phosphoethanolamine cytidylyltransferase
Exons: 8
Coding region: 138-1295 (385 amino acids)
Biological process (GO): phosphatidylethanolamine biosynthetic process
Cellular component (GO): cytoplasm
Molecular function (GO): ethanolamine-phosphate cytidylyltransferase activity
Source: RefSeq, a predicted model, not a curated record